Venustampulla echinocandica is the source of this 3099-nucleotide messenger RNA. RefSeq lists its product as uncharacterized. The record is from RefSeq and is a predicted model, not a curated record. Lineage: Eukaryota; Fungi; Ascomycota; Leotiomycetes; Helotiales; Pleuroascaceae. Bases 1 to 3099 code for a protein of 1032 amino acids. The transcript has 8 exons.
AUGGCCGCAGAUCCGGUAUCCGGCUCUGGAAGUGCUGGCUGCUAUACAUAUUUCAGUGGGCAAAAUGAGCCAGGGCUGUACUUAGUCCAGCCGCUCCAGCCUGCCCUGACAUAUACUUGCGACAUUUUUCUUCUCCAUGGUCUAAACGGCGGGGCUACAAAGACUUGGCAAUCUCCAGAAGAUGGACCUGGCAAUACCUGGUUCCGAGACCAUCUUCCUUCUCUUGUCAAGGAUGAGAUUCGGGGCACAAAUGCCCGUAUCUGGACUUUCGGGUAUAAUGCUAGCGUUUUCUCCUCGGUAUCAUCUUCAUUGGAUCUAGGGGACUUUGUGCGGAGUCUCCUAGAGAGUGUUCGGCAAGUGCGAGUUAGAUUUGAGGCAUUGAUCGAAGCGAAGCUUGACGCCUUGUAUACGCCAAUAUUUGACGCAACCGUGGGCAUCAUAUUUCUCGCAACACCUCAUAAAGGUUCUUCCACCGCGAACUUUGGCUCUAUUGUUGCCAGUGUUGCGCGCUUAAGCAUGAUAUUCAAACCUAACACACGAUUGAUCCGAAGGCUAGAGCGCUAUAAUGACUUUUUGAGCGAAAAGUCGCACCAGUUUUCCAAAAUUUGCUCUAGACUCAAGAUAUUCAGCUUCUACGAGACUUGCGAAAUGAAUCGCAUCAUGGUGGUACCAAAGGAUUCAGCCGUGAUAGGUUUGAACAACGAGGUUUCCAUGCCCCUUAACGGCGAUCACCGGAGCAUUGCCCAGAUGCACAACUUCACUCGUGGAGAUUGUCACCUGUUUCAGAAGGUUGUCUGCGAACUGGUGGCUCAGACCGCCCCCGAGACUUGUCCUUCUGAUGGUCUUACGGAGGACGUUCCCGAAGGCUUCGUGCGUUGCGUGAUAAAUUCAUACAAUGGCUCUAAACAGUUGACUGCUCUUUAUCCAGAGCAUACCACCAUAGAGAAGCUGUGCGAGUCAGCAGUUCCGAGGAGAUGGUAUCGUCCAAAUACCAUUACAGGACUUCAUAGGCCCUUUGAUCACGAACAGAUUCCAUGGUACACGGAUAGUAUCCCAGCGAUAACGUCCAGUGGUCCCUCGACUUAUGACUUUAACAAUCUGAGAAUCAACAAAGACGAGCCCGUCAUAGAAUUCUUCUCAAAAGCUCUCAGUGACUACUGUUCUAUGUCAGUCCAUGAACCACACGUUCGAAAUAACGGAAAGCUGAAAGCAGAGCUCGGGGCAUUCAGGAGAGAUCAGUUGUCUCCAAGCCAGAGCAUGCCAAAUUUCCCAUGCAUACACGUCAGUGAUAGCCUUGCAAUAUCUUUCCAUAGAACGGUGCGAAUUCCGGACGAUGGAGGGAGCUACCCGGCACCCAAUAGUCUCGGCGCGUUACCACUUUUGCCUGUCAGUAAAAUAAAGGACAAACUUCCAAGAAAUGCAGUCGAGAAAGGAGGCAUUGUCGUACCGUUGUAUGAUAUGGAGGCUAUGAAAAUAAACUUCCAUGUAUACGGCUCGGAUAUGUUUGCACCAGAAGCAAAAUAUGCCAUUCGAGUAUUUAUUGGUGGGGUUAAUGGCCUGUCCGGAGAGCCUGUUAAAGCUAACAUGGCAACUGUAUUAAAGAGGCUGAAUGGUAUCGAGCGAACACAGGACUACCUCUACGUUCGCGGUGGCGACAACCCAGCACAGCAAUGGCUGGAUGGAGUGUCGAUUGCUCCUGGCUUCGUCAGACAAUUCGUUGCCGCCCAGCCCUUAUCACCAGAAACAAUUGAACAUCAAGUUACGGGCCUGGCAACAGUGGGAGGUAUCCAAAUCGAAAUAAUACCACAACUACAACUGGGACGAUUCCAGCUGAUGCGCCGAGACCACCACCCAUCAGAUUUGCAAUAUUAUGGCGAGCGUACCAGGGCAGACUGGCAACACCCGCAGAGAUUCGAGUCCUGCUCAGACCUUGAAAUCCCGUUGCAAACGCGUAUACAUGCUCGGGCGCGUGGGGGGCCCUCUAGGAAGAGGACGCUUCUCGACGAGCUGGAUUGGGUAAAAUCGUCCCAAAGGAAGCGGAGAACCGUAGAGUUUCAGCUCUGGCCACCUCCUCCUUCAAGAGCAUUCCGAGUAACGGUCCGGUGUCUAUAUCCACGCAAACAAGAACUGUGGCUAUCUGUCUUCCCGGAGACAACUCUAGGCUUUGUAGCAGCCCAAGCAGCUCACGCGCUAUGUCUACAACCAGAGAUGUGGACCUUUUAUAUACGUAGUCAGUCUUCAGAUCGCCGGACGUUUUCCAAUGACAGGACCACUUUGCAGCGCGCGGAUGUUAGACCAGGACAGGUAUUACUUCUUGAGCGGCAAAUGUUCGUAGGGGGAGGAACGAAGUCAGAUUAUUCACCGCUCCUCGACGUUGGAGCGGGGGGGAAAAUCAGGCAACGCAUUGUGCCAGACGAAGAGGACCCUCGAUCCUGGAACGUCAACGAUGCUUGUCUUAUCAGUGUCCAGAUUGUGAAUGCAGAGUCAUUCAGAAUAAUGACUGGUUUAGAGCCACCACCGUGCCCGAUUUCAUUCGACGACUACUUGAAAAGAGGCAUUCCCUUUACACCGAGCUGCUCUAAGGGACAGGCUGAGUUGAGCUUUGGGCUUGCUAGCAUCAAGCCGGCCAAGAAAAUGCUGCCACCUGUUAAGAGUGCUGGUAUCGGAGGAACUCCCUCGAACCAAAAGAUCCCUGGCUAUUGCGACAACUGCGUGGUAAACUGGGCGAGCUAUCGGCUACUUCCGUGUCGCCAUCUAAUAUGUGCAAACUGCGGUGUUGACUUUACUCAGGAUGACAUAAACGGAGUCUUGGUGCACGAAGGGGAUUGCACGGUUUGUUCCACGGCCGUUUUGAACAUAGACUGGCUGAAACGAGAGCCUGUCGCUACCGACCAGGUCACCGAUGACCGAGACCCGUUCAAGAGUGUUGUUUCCAUUCAACCUCUGGUUAAUGCAUCAACGAACACUUUUAAAAUCGAUAUUAAAUCGGAAGAAGAGGGAUAUGAAAGCCAGCCCAAUGGCUCUGAGUACAAGUAUGAGGUGCCUGGUGCUUUCCUAGAUUCCGACUCGGAAGAUAACGUUUUCUGUCCUCUAAUGUAA